This is a messenger RNA of Brassica napus (rape), 1224 nucleotides long. RefSeq lists its product as uncharacterized. The record is from RefSeq and is a predicted model, not a curated record. The transcript has a single exon. Bases 1 to 1224 code for a protein of 407 amino acids. NCBI's taxonomy places the organism in Eukaryota, Viridiplantae, Streptophyta, Magnoliopsida, Brassicales, Brassicaceae.
AUGGACAAUCCACCAACAGAUGCACCUCGUCCUCUGAAGCGAAAUUCAAAUGAUGUGGGAUGGGAAUUUGGAGUCUUAUGUAAUCCAAAAAAUGUAGACAAGGUCAAAUGCAAGUUGUGUGGAAAAGAAUUCUCUGGUGGUAUUUAUAGAAUGAAAGAACACAUUGCUCAUGUGAAAGGGAAUGUCUCAGCCUGUCCUGUAUCAUCUAAAGCGGAUCAAGAGAAGUGUAAGCAGGCAAUUCUUGAUGCAAAAGAGAAAAAGGGUUUGAAGAGGAAACAUGAACAAGAACUGAGGGCAGAAGUGAACAUAAACAAAGGCAGCAAUGUUGAAGAAUUGGAAAGAGAGUUGGGAACUCUUAAAAGUCCUCACUUCCAAGGUCCCAUCGAUCAGUAUGCAACCUCCAUAAACCCUCAAGCUUCUUUGGCUGCACAAGCACGACAGCAAAAUAUACAUGACGCCAUAUCUAAGGAGAAGACACAUGCUGUCCGUCAAUACUGUGCUAGAUGGAUGUAUGAGGCAAAUGUUGCUUUCAACGCCAUUGACAAUGAAAGUUUCAGGUUGUUUUGUGAAGCUUUGGGACAGUUUGGACCUGGUUGGGUUCCUCCAAGUCAGUAUCAGCUCAGAGGACCAUUGUUAAUUGAGGAACAAAAAAGGACCAAGGAAAAGUUGAAGAAUCUAGAAGAAGAAUGGGAAACAGAAGGCUGCUCAGUGAUGACCGAUGCAUGGAGUGAUAUGAAAAGAAGAAGCAUAAUGAAUUUGUGUGUCAACUCAAGGGGAGGUACAUGUUUUCUUUCAUCAAAAGACACCUCUAAAGAUUCUUACACGGGGGAGUACAUCUUCAAUUAUAUUGACCAGUGGAUUGAAGAUAUAGGAGCUGCAAAGGUAGUGCAAGUGGUCACUGAUAAUGCUACAAACAACGUGGCAGCUGCAAAGAUGCUGAAACAAAAGAGACCAAAUAUAUUUUGGACAGGUUGUGCUGCACACACUAUAGAUCUGAUGCUCGAGGGAAUUUCUAAGCUUCCGGGAAUUGCAAAGAUAAUUGACCAAGCAAAGGCUGUUACGAUUUUUAUAUAUGCUCAUCAUACAACACUGUCCAUGAUGAGAACAUGUACAAAUAACAGAGAUAUCGUAAGACCAGGAGCAACAAGGUUUGCAACUUGUUUUUUGACUAUGCAAAAGCCUAUACGACAAGAAGGCACAACUGAUGAGCAUGUUUGGCAGUGA